AUGACCGCCCCAGCUAACACCUUCACUGCGCUCUCCUACAACAUCGGGGGGCUAGCAGGGCUGGUCUCGACCAAUGACCGUGUCGGGCCUGUCAAAGAGAUCGGCAAGCGCAUUGCCGACUGGGACAUUGUCAACGUCCAAGAAGACCUGUACUUGCACGCCUUCCUGUACGACGCGGACACCCACGCGUAUCGCAGCGAGUCGGACGGCGGAGUGACCUAUCGAAGAAACGGAGUGGACGGAGGGAGCGGCCUCAACACGCUGUCGCGCCUCCCGUUCUCCAACACGUCCACGUUCGGGCGAACCAAGUGGGUCGAGUGCAGCAACUUCGACGGCCGCGACUGCGACAUAUCCAAAGGCUUCUCGCUAGUCGAGAUCCAGAUUGCCGAUGGUGUCAGCCUGGACGUGUACAACCUGCACGCCGAUACCGUCUUCACAGCGGAAGACGAGAAGGCACGUGCAGCGAACUUGGCGCAGCUAGGAGACUUUAUCGCGGCCAAUUCGGCCAGCAACGCUGUGCUGGUCAUGGGCGACACCAACACCAAGUACACAAGUGCCGGUGACACGAUCCGGGAAUUCCUCGACGGUCAAAAGCUCACGGACGCGUGGGUGCAGACCAUCCGAAAAGGGAAGGCGCCGGAGAAGGGGUCGCCCGAGCUCAAGUGCGACUUGGCCGCCGUGACGAACGACUGCGAGGUCAGUAACAGAAUUCUGUUUCGCGGCAACAACUACAUCAACCUCGCAGUGGACACGUGGAACAACGAGCACAAGGCGUUCCUGGCUGCCGACGGCAAGACGCUGUCGAACAACGUGCCGGUCUCGUCCAAGUUUUCGUGGACCCUCAACCCAGACCUCCACCUAAGCAACGCCUACGGUGGACCCCACGCCGUCUGGUUCUCGGAUAUCGCGCUGGCUGCGCCCGGGCAGACUGUCACCUCAGUCACUAUUCGGUCGGGACGAUGGCUCAUCACGUCUAUGGAGCUCCACUGGGGCUCCCACAAGGGCAAAACCCGGAUUUUCUACCUCAAGUUCUCGACGAACAAGGACCAUUUUGUCGAGGGAGGACACCGCACCGCUGCGAGUACUAUUGCCAAGGCGCCUGACGGAUUCCAGCUCGUCGGGUUUCACGGCCGCUCGGGCGACGAGAUCGACGCGCUAGGAGCCAUUUUCACGAAGGUGGCGGCCAGUACCUAG
Molecule: messenger RNA, 1194 nt
Organism: Phytophthora sojae
Lineage: Eukaryota; Oomycota; Peronosporomycetes; Peronosporales; Peronosporaceae
Exons: 2
Coding region: 1-1194 (397 amino acids)
Cellular component (GO): cytoplasm
Molecular function (GO): sphingomyelin phosphodiesterase activity
Source: RefSeq, a predicted model, not a curated record